Molecule: messenger RNA, 5123 nt
Organism: Chenopodium quinoa (quinoa)
Lineage: Eukaryota; Viridiplantae; Streptophyta; Magnoliopsida; Caryophyllales; Amaranthaceae
Product: pentatricopeptide repeat-containing protein At5g01110-like
Exons: 4
Molecular function (GO): protein binding
Source: RefSeq, a predicted model, not a curated record
UCAACUCUUACUGAUGAUUUUUGUUUUCUGGGAAAUAUCAUUCACCCCUCCAUAACCUCUCGAAUUUCCUUCUAUGCCGCGUUUCACAGGAAGCUUGGCGGUUCAACGCCUAAUCUUUCACCAAACAACUCUUCGAUUUCACAAAUCUCUCUCCUCAAAUUCAUCCCAAUUUCCCAGCAUCCCACUUCACCUAAUUCAGCACCAUCUUCUCUAAAGGUCGACAAAAUCCUUCUGAAUUUGAAGCUUGGUAAGUCCACUUACUUUCAUAACUAUCGCACAUUAACCCCUUUUGAUAUUGCUCAAAUUCUGUAUCAAUGUCGUGAAAAUCUGCAUCUGGGUUUAAAGUUUAUUGAUUCUUUCUUGUUUAAUUGCCCUAAUUUUCGACAUUCCACGCUUUCUUUGUGUGUUAUGGUUCAUAUGUUGGUUAGGGGUAGGAGGGCAUCGGAUGCUCAAGCUUUGAUUCUUAGAAUGGUUAGAAAAAGUGGGGUUUCGAGGGUAGAAAUUGUUGAUUCUUUGAUGGGGAGUUAUGAUCAAUGCGGUUCGAAUUCGGGUGUUUUUGAUUUGUUGGUUAGGACUUUUGUGCAAGCCAAGAGGUUGAGGGAGGCUGCUGAGGUGUUCAAAUUGUUGAUUAGUCGAGGGGUUUUCGUGUCGAUUAAUGCUUGUAAUAGUCUUCUUGGUGGGUUAGUGAAGGUUGGGUGGGUUGAUUUAGCGUGGGAGAUAUACCGAGAAGUUGUUAAAUAUGGAGCUCAGUUGAAUGUUUAUACAUUGAAUAUAAUGAUCAAUGCUUUGUGUAAGGAUGGUAAGAUGGGAGAUGUAAAUUCCUAUUUGUUAGAAAUGGAAUCAAAUGGGGUAUUUCCUGAUAAUGUGACUUAUAAUACGCUAAUUAAUGCUUAUUGUAGGGAUGGGAAUGUCGAAAAGGCAAUUCAAAUGAUGCAUUCGAUGUCAGGUAAGGGGUUGAGAGCUGGUGUGAUUACCUAUAAUGCCAUAUUAAAAGGGUUAUGUACAAUGGGUGGGUAUAGUAGGGCUAGGCAGAUGUUGAGUGAUAUGAGGCAAAUGGGUUUGUGUCCUGAUACUAAUAGUUACAAUGCGUUGUUGAUGGAGUGUAGCAAGAAAGAUAAUGUUCUGGAUGGGGAACAGUUAUUUGAUGAAAUGAUACGACAUGGUGUGGUUCCUGAUGUAAUUAAUUAUACAUCACUUAUUAGUUUGUUUUCGAAGAAAGGGCAACUUGAUCAAGCCUUGAUUUAUUUUAAAGAGAUGAAGGCCAAGGGGCUGGCUCCAGACAGUGUUUUAUACACCAUUCUUAUUGGUGGGUUUUGUAAAUCGGGUGUUAUGUCCGAGGCGUUAAAGAUGCGCAGUGAGAUGCUUGAAAGUGGUUGCCUUAUGGACGUGGUGACGUACAACACCAUUCUGAAUGGCUUGUGUAAAGAACAUAUGCUUGGUGAGGCUGAUCAAUUAUUUGAUGAGAUGUUGCAAAGGGGUAUAUCCCCUGAUUUUUACACUUAUUCAACACUUAUUCAUGGUUAUUGUAAGGCUAAGGACAUGAACAAAGCAGUGGUAUUGUUUGAAACUAUGAUUCAGAGGAACCUUAAACGAGAUAUUGUAACGUAUAACACUUUGAUGGAUGGUUUUUGUAAGCAGGGUUUCAUGGAAAAAGCUAAUGAAACAUGGGUUGACAUGGUUCAUCGAGGAAUUUACCCUAAUCACAUUUCCUACAGCAUUUUCAUUAAUGGAUUUUGUAGUGUGGGGCGUCUUAAUAUGGCAUUUAAGAUUUGGGAUGAGAUGGUUAAAAAAGGUAUUGAGCCUACUAUUGUGACUUGUAAUACCGUCAUUAAAGGCUAUUGCAUAUCUGGAGAUGUAGCUGAGGCAGAAAAGUUCCUGACCAAGAUGACAGCGAAGAGCAUUCUUCCUGAUAGUUUUACUUACAACACUCUUAUACAAGGAUAUAUCAAAGAAGAGAUGAUGGACAGAGCUUUUGUCUUGCUUAAUCAAAUGGAGGAUCAGGGGAUAUUACCUGAUGUCAUAUCAUAUAAUGUGAUAUUAGAUGGUUUUUGUAGACAAUCUAGAAUGGAAGAGGCAAACUUGAUAUACAAGAAGAUGAUAGAAAGAGAUGUAAAUCCAGACAGAUCUACUUAUACAACGUUGAUUAAUGGUUAUGUUAGUCAGGAUAACCUGAAAGAGGCCUUCAGGUUCCAUGAUGAAAUGCUUCGAAGGGGCUUUGUGCCAGAUGAUAAAUUCUGAUGCACCUGUCAGGGAGUUGAAUAAGUUGGACAGAUAAUUACCUCUCUGGUUUGGCUGUAUGGAACUCAAAUGAACUCUGAUUAUACUUUUAUAAGGAUCAAUUUGUGAAACUGCACUUUGGAAUUGCAGGUUGCUAAACUACUAGGAGCUUCUUGUUCUGAGUUAUGAAGUCUGGAAAAAAGGUAAGUCACAAGGGCUGAUUGCUAUGAAGGAGAAUCUCAGGUUCAUACCACUGUGAGCAAGUAUGAAGUAUUCUGCAGCUUUAAUGUAUUUAGGCCUCGUUUGUAGGAAAUAAAUUCUCAUGGGAAAUUCUAAAUCAUGGGAAAUUAUUUCCUUUAUAAAAUUCCUAGGAAUUACACAAAGGUGUUUGUUUGUCAUGUGGGAAUUUGUAAAUCCUAGGAAUUGUGAAUGGCCAAGGGUAGGGAGGGUGAAUGAAUUUCCAUGUUUUGUGGGAAGAUGAAAUUCCCAUGAAUUGUGACUUCAUCCUUUUUUGCUUUUUAAUGUCGACCAAGCAACAUGGCUAAAAUCAUGGGAAAUUUGAGUGCAUAUGGAAAUCAAAGGCAACCAAACAGCACCUUAAAGUACUUCUUAACUAAAUCCUACGUAGAGAUAUGGCAUGAAUAUUAAGGUGAGGAGAGAGAAAGGGAAAAAAAAAAAACAAAAAAACCAUGGAGCAAUGUAGGUAUGUUGCAUUUCUUCCAAAUUCAACAAUAUCCAAAAUACGGGGAGCAUUCCGUUUUUUGUGAGAACAAAAGGGAAUGUACUUGAAUUGCUUGUUGAUAUAAUUAGUUUUAAUUCACCUCUUUUUCUUCCUCUACUUAAUAACUCUUAAAACACGUUUUUGACCUACAAAGUUUUUUAUUUUAAGAAGAUGAAUUUUGUUGAAAUUCUAUGUGAUGACUCUAUUUUAUACCACUUUUCUGAGCUUUGAAAUCAUGUAGAGUUGUUUAUGUUCUGUUACUAUGGAACCAUUAAAAGUUGAUUAUAUGCAUAUCAUUGUGUCUUUGAAGGCCAUUUCAAAACAAUGAACACCGAUUGGGGGCUUGAGCAUAUAAGAAUGUCAAUGCUUAAUUGAGCACGGUUACUUCAAACAUCAACUUAAUGACUAAAACAUCACAAAAAUGAGAUAAAUACCUUUCGGUAAUUAAUUUUUGACUAAAUUAUUCCAAAAUAAUAAAUCCAAAAAAUUAAUGCUGUAUGUGUACAAAACAUUUUAUUUUUUCCAAAGUUUUAUUUUAUAGAAUGUUGUAGAAGUCUGGUAUAUUCAUGGUUAGCAUUGAGAAUUUUCCCAUUUUGUAUUAAGCUAAAAUAAAAUUACUUGGGCUUUAUUUCACUAAAAUGGCAAUUGUGUGUAUGAAUUUUGUCUUAAUCUAUUGCAUUAUCAAUGUGAUCUCUUGAUAUAUGAUUAGUUUGCAAACAGACUUUUCUAAAGGGUGUUUACUUGGGUCCUACUUCCUCCAAAUUCUUCUUGGAAAAGUAAGAGACAUCUAUUCUGGACCAACAAACUGGCUUUUCACGAGCUUUUAGUCCUUUCUUGUUCUACAAAUUCUGAUCAAAAGUGGUUUUGCAUGAAGCUGAAAGGUCAAUUGCUGAGAAAAAUUGUGGAGGUACUUGGGGGUUAUGCUGUAGUAGGCUAAGCUCAAUAAUAGGGAAGUGAGGAUCAGUCAACUGGUGGAGCUCCUGUUUAUUUUCUAAUCUUAAAGAGGCAGUUUGAAUCAUGUGUGUGCUAUUAAAUCUUUGUUGAUAAAGGAAUAUGUUCUGGGUUGUCAUACAAACUUGAGACCAUGCCCUUUAUAUGACAAUGCUUAGUGUCACGAGCUGGCUCGUCCUGUGACAUUAGGCUUUGCUCUCUUGGAUUAGCUAGGAAAGCUUCUCUGUUGUCGCUAAAGAAUAAGGAAAGACAUUCUGGUGCGUUUUCUCUUGAUUCUGUCUCUGAAUUAAAUUGUUUGAGCUCUUUCUUACACACAUAAUUUUGACUAUAAAUCAGCCUUUUCUCCCCUCUCCCUCGCCUCUUUAUCUCCCUCUCUCUCUAAACUCUGGAGGCAUAUUAGACAUGUACUAUGCUAUUAUUUAUUAUUGUUGUUAACAUCUAACUUAUUCUGGUUCUUUUGCUUUUUAAGGCAAUAUGAAAUAUUGGUUUUAUGUUGCUGCAGAUUAUACUUAAUUGCCCAAGUAUCCUUUAGUUGAUAUGCCUUUUGUUGCUGAUGAAUAUCAUCCCUCGGUAAUACUUGGAUCAAGUUAAUUGUCCUAGUAUUCUGUUAAACGUUAAAUUCCACUGUGUUAUUGCUGGCCAGUAUAGAUAGCUAAUACUAUUCCAGCAUCCCCCAAUGCCAGGUAUUAACAUAUUGGGCCAAUGAGGGUGUGCAUGCCUGGUGGCACGUAUACCAGCUUUGAUCCAUUGCUAUUUGGUCUGUUUUUACUGCUAAUUGGAAAAUCUAGGGGCUUUUUCGUAGGCUUUGGAUCUUAUAUUUUUAUUGACUGUCCAUUUUUGUUCAAAUUUCAGGGGGUUAAUAAUGGAAGUCGUGUGGUUGGUAAUUUUUUUUUAAAAUUUCUAUUCAAGAUAGACGCUACCUUCCAUCCAAUUCACAAGCGUCAGCUAACGUAUAGCAUUUCCAAGUCCUUUACGUUUAUUGCAAAGCAAGUUGAGCAGUUUACUCCAUUAUUUCAAAAUGGUGAGUACUUGAUAAGUAUCAAUCAUAUUUAUAGCCAAGUAGGUUGUUUCUUUUGGCCUUGGUCUAAAUUUUCAGCAGAUUUUGGACCUAUUCAUCCUUUGAUUAUUCACGUUGAUGUAAUGCAAACUCUAAUCUUAGUUACUGACUAAUCGUGACUAUGAUGCUUCAUCCUAUACAUUCUCAACAUGCAUUUGAUUGUCGUUUGCCCGUUCA